Trachymyrmex cornetzi is the source of this 543-nucleotide messenger RNA. RefSeq lists its product as uncharacterized. Lineage: Eukaryota; Metazoa; Arthropoda; Insecta; Hymenoptera; Formicidae. Bases 1 to 543 code for a protein of 180 amino acids. The record is from RefSeq and is a predicted model, not a curated record. The transcript has a single exon.
AUGCCCGAGAAGAUCUCGAGGAACUCAUCGAAGACCUCACUAGGCAAAUGGCCCGAAGAGGGCGAGGAUUACCUAAUUCUCAACCCCGAUCAUGCGUUACCGGAUGCAUACGUUGCCGUGCAAGAAGGAAGGACCUGGCAGCGAGGAGUGAUAAUCAACCUUGAAGGGAAAGACACUGUCACUGUGGCUCUACGAGACUGGGGCCGUGUCAUCCGACGCCCGAUCACCGAUAUGUAUAUAUUGGACCGCUUCCGAGAAUUGAAUUGGCAAGACAUCCCUUGCGGGCUGGCCCACCUCCGCCCGGUGGGGGCCAGAUCAAGAUGGUCCCGCAAUAGUAGAGCUCUCACCAGACUCUUAUUAGGGAGGAGAGAAGGAUGGAUGCAGAUCCUCGAAUCCAUAGAAGACUAUGCCGCAAUAAUCACGCUCGAACUAAAGCGGGAGAGCGAGGACGAAACAAGCAGCUUGAAAGAUCUACUCAUCUCAAUGGGAUGUGCCUUACAUACUGACGCGAAAGCAGUACCAACAAUACCUGGGAUCCUGUAA